Messenger RNA from Suillus plorans, 937 nucleotides. RefSeq lists its product as uncharacterized. The transcript is spliced from 2 exons. The coding region runs from base 1 to 729 and encodes 242 amino acids. The record is from RefSeq and is a predicted model, not a curated record. NCBI's taxonomy places the organism in Eukaryota, Fungi, Basidiomycota, Agaricomycetes, Boletales, Suillaceae.
AUGGUUGCGGCCAAGAUCUGCCUCCUUGUCUGUGCCACAGGAGCGCAGUAUUAUGCCAUAACACCCCCAACGACCAGACCUUCUGCAAAGGAACGUUUGAAUCCCACCGGUUUGGAAGUCGUCACCCCUUGGAUACACAUUUUAGUCAAGAGCAUCAUCGGCGUUUGCGCUUUGUCAGACAUCAUCCUCGCAUACACAACGGGCAAGGAAUCGACCGCCAUCCCGCAAUCGCUCGCUGCCCUUCUAGUCCGCAGUGACUUGUGUUCGCUAUCGAGCUUGGACCGUACAACGCCGUCUGCCGCACUUGUAGCUGGGUGUUGUCUGAGCGUCAUCGGCAGCGCCAUUCGUUUCCAGUGCUAUUCCACGCUAGGCAAGUUCUUCACUUUCGAACUCAGUAUCCGCCAGGAUCACAAGCUGGUCACGUCUGGCCCUUAUUCCAUCGUUCGACACCCUAGCUACACCGGUGGAUUGUGUGUUUUUCUGGGCGUCUUGCUUUGUCAUUUGCACACUCUGUCAUGGAUGGUUUCUUGUUCGGGCGUGUUUCCUUCGUCAGACCAGGGGGUCAGGUUGACUUUGGGAUGCCUUUGGGCAGGUUGGCUUGGGUUGCUUUAUUCUGGACUGCGCGGGCGAAUCCAGAAGGAGGAGGCGAUGUUGCAGGGAAAAUUCGGAGACCAGUGGAAAAGUUACAUGAACAGGGUGCCUUACAGACUGGUUCCAUGGUUGUUCUAGAUCACCGUCAUCUAUUAAGACACUAUCAAAGCAUUAAAAUACAACAAGAGCAACUUCUUUAUCACUGGAUUGUGAGGAGAUGAAGGGAGAAAAGGAAUCUUGGCCAGACGCUCCGCGAGGCAAGAAAUAAUCAUCAGGGGUACGGAUAUGUGAAUGCGUCAGUAAUUAAUAUUGUGAAUGAGAAUGGAGAGAACAAGAGAAUUUUGAC